AUUCAUGCUCUCGUGUGAUUGGUAAUUCGGUUGUUUUUAAAUUUGAAUUUUAGAUUUCAAAAAAGUUCUAAUAAAUAAAUAAUUUCUGUAUUGAAUGUAUAACAGAAGCCUAUCAAUUAAUAUUCAAAUCUGGAUAAUGGCAGAAUAUACUAGACGAAGGACCACUUUUACUGAUUUGAUGUCAUUAGCAGAAGCUGAAGUUCCAAGUAGACCAGAAGUUGAAGGAUUUUUAGAAAAUUAUGAAAGAAGAAAUUAUCUUCAGAUUAUGAAUGAGAAAUAUGAAGAAUCUGGACAACCAAUCCACUUAUUAAAAUUGAUAGGAAUAUACAAGGAAGAUGCUACAGAAAAAGAAGUUGGAGAGUAUAUUCAUGGCAUUAUGAAAACUAUAGAGAAAGCAGAAGAAAGGCAAAAUAUUCCACCUUCUACUGGUUUAUUAUUACUUUAUAAAGAUGUUUGCUUGAAUUGUAUUGAAGCCACAAUAGAUCAAAUAAAUAGUUUGAUAGCAACACAUGCUUUGGAGAUAGCUAAUGGAAGAGGAUUGCUAGAAGAAGUUAAGGUGUUAAUAGUUGUCCAUGAUAUACCAGAGAGACUUUCACAUAAAUGGCUAUGGCAUGAAGUUGAAGAUCUUUACCAAGAAGAAUCCUCAUUUGAUGCACGUAAUAGUAUAUUAAAUCUUUCCAAAAAUGUCAUUCAAGUUUGUAGACAUCUUCAAGAAGCUGAAUUUACUCAAUCAAAUCUUCAAAUGUAUUUUGGAAUUAAAACAGAAUUAAAUUAUAUGAAAAAUAAUAUAAUGAAAUUAUAUAAUAUUAAAUAUUUACUGACUGUAAAAGAAUAUAUGUUUAAGUAUUUUGGUCCACAAUUUUAUUUGAGCCAUGAUGCUACAGUGGCAGAUUAGUAUAGUCAGGGGCCCCUGGCAGAACAAAAUUGGGAUCCCUAAUGUUAAAUAGUAACAAAUCAUUUCUAUAAUUCGUCAUAGUUUUAGACAAAAUAAAAAUUUUCUUAAAGCAUUUGACUUUAUUCUUAAGCAAUAGAGCAUGUAAAAUUAUGAAAAUAUUACAUGUAUUUUUGUUUAUUGUCGUCAUUGUUGUUGAUACUCAGAUGGGACUUGAGCUACUAGGCCUCAGUGACUCAGUUGUGAAUACUUGGAUAGAGUAUCAUCUAAUGGUAAUAAUACUUAGUAUAUGCUUGAAAGUACUGAGAUAAUAUCUUUGUAUAUAAUUGUAAUGAUUGUAAUUUGUAGGCAGUCACUUAAUUUCUUGAUGUUGUUUGUCUGGCUGCUUUCCUGUAAAAGUUUCUGAUGGAUGUUGUGGAAAAUCAUGCAGUCAUGAAUGCUAUGUAAGGAACUGUCUGUUUUCUUGGACAGUACUUACAUCUAUUAAAUUGUUAGUUUGUGGCAGUAUAGAAAUUGGUUGGUUAGAAAGGUUUCUGUCUGAGCUCUGUUUAUAAAUAUGGUAUUUAGGUGGUCUAGAUUAUUGAAGCUGUAAAUGUUGUGUUGGUUCAACCAAAGGAAAUCAUAUUUAUAAUAUUGCUUCCACUGCUCAUCCAUCAUCUGCUUGUUCUCUGUUUUGAUAACUUUUAUGGAUCUUCUGGGGAGAUGAUAUGGAAAUAUUGCAUGCAUUAGAUGUUUUAAUGUAUAAUGUCUUCACCAAUAAUAAAAUAUAUUGAUCUUAUGGCAUAAACAAAACUCGCUUCAUCCCAUUGUGGGUGGUAAUUUUCAUCUAAGGAUGGUCAAUACUGUUAUCUUUGGUAUUUCACAUCUUUUUGUGUUCUAUUAAUAUAAUACACUUAUUCAAAUUUCUUUUAGUUGCUCUAACAUAAAGUAUUGCUUUUUUGUUUUUCAAAUAGUGUUCUAUAUAUGCCCAAUUUCUCUCUAGAUUUCCAUUUGUCUCUAUCAUUAUAACAUAAUUUAUGUAGAGUGUGCAAAGAUAAUACUGGAAUUUGAAAAGGAAGGUUCUUAUACAGUUUUGACAACUUAUACAUACUGUUACCUGUAAAAGUCAUUGGGAUAAGUGAAAAGCACAACUUUCUUCUGGUACUAAGGUGGUGGAUGGAAACAACUUUUGCUUAAUUCUGCAGUGUAAAUAAUAAAAUUUUUCAGCUGCAGAGUUUUAUUAAUUACAUUUUUAAUUUGCAUUUUGUUUUUAUAUCUGGAAAAUUUAUGUAUUGCUGAGGAACUUUACAUAUGUUUCUUUUUGAAUGAAUUAAUUUAAUAACAUAAAACAACAAAAACUCUUUAAGAAGCAGUUUUUUUAUUUAAACUUCUAACGUUUUCGGCCUACUUUAUUGACCUUCUUCAGGAAAAAUUGAAUAUUACAAUUUAUAAUGAAUGAAAUGUAAAUAUAAAUAAAUCUUUUAUAAAUAAAAAGAGUGCAUCUUAAAGGGUUUUUGUUAUUUUAUGUUAUUUGAUUUAAGUGCAAGCAGAGGAGACUGAAUUAAUUUAUUUUACUAUAAACGUUGCAGUGGAACCAAUGUGCCAUAUGCAUAUUCUUUUACAAUACUGGAAAGGUCUUGUAUAUUUUGUAUAUUUUUCUUUAGGAAACUAGGAUGGUAGUAUUUUGUCUGGUAGGAUUCUGUGAUGACAUUGGGUUUGAGAUAUGUUUCUGUAAUAUAUUAUUUGAAAACUACAGUAGAGCAUCGAUUAUCCGACCUCCCGAUUAACCAUCACAUCGGUUAACCGACUGUUCUAGUCGGCAAAUUUCAAAUGUCCACUAGUGAUGUGGCAUUACAAUAUCUGGCUAUAUCUUGGCUACUUUAAUAUUAUUUUUGUUAAAUUUUUGCGUGUUUUAGCUGGCAUCAACGGCUCAACCAUUGAAGGGAAGCCAAUAUUUAAACGAGACUUAAUUUUUUAAUUAUGAGUGGUUGUUUCGUGAGCAAUAAAAUAAUUUAAAAAUAAUUUUUAACGAUACAAAU
Molecule: messenger RNA, 2910 nt
Organism: Centruroides sculpturatus (bark scorpion)
Lineage: Eukaryota; Metazoa; Arthropoda; Arachnida; Scorpiones; Buthidae
Exons: 9
Coding region: 95-895 (266 amino acids)
Source: RefSeq, a predicted model, not a curated record